This is a messenger RNA of Ambispora leptoticha, 240 nucleotides long. The record is from the annotation of a GenBank genome assembly. Lineage: Eukaryota; Fungi; Glomeromycota; Glomeromycetes; Archaeosporales; Ambisporaceae.
UGAUGGCUGUUAACCUAUUACAUUCCAAGUGCUGUGCGGUAAGAAAGGAUAUGAGAGGUUUACUGACCCAGCAGGGAUGGGUUUACAAAUCAAUUUUUGCUUGUGGCCUUUCUUUGAAUUUGAAGAUGCCUCUUAAACAAAAAAACACAGUGAUUUUACAAUCGUACUCGAUCGUUAUAACACUAGCCACGAGAUAUUUUCAACUGCAAAACGUCUGGAACAUUGGAAGAGUAGCAAAUG